AUGUCUCCGUCGCUGGCCAGGUCCGCUCCCAGCGAGCUCAACCAUUGGUGGAGCCAGCUGAGGUUUCGCCUCCAGAACAAGAAAGGAUGGAACGAGAUGCUGGACGAGACGUUUAUGCUCCACACCAAACAAACAAAUAAUAUUCCUCUCUUCUAUGCUGCUAAAAACAAUAGCGUGGGCUGCAUUAAGAAACUGCUGAGCUGUGCUUCCACUAAUAUCUUUGAGAGAGGUGCUCUGGGGGAGACGGCGCUCCACAUUGCCGUGAUGAAUGACAACCUGGAAGCUGCUGCGGCUCUGAUGGAUGGAGCUCCCGAACUCAUCAACGAACCCAUGACCUCUGAGCUUUUCCAAGGUAUGACUCCUCUCCACAUUGCUGUGGUGAAUCACAACAUCAACCUGGUCCGUGAUCUGAUCAUUCGAGGGGGUGAUGCGGCUACACCCAGAGUCACUGGCCUGUAUUUCAGGAAGAGGAUAGGGGGGCUGCUAUACUAUGGUGAGCACAUCCUGUCUUUCGCUGCCUGUGCUGGGAAUGAGGACAUUAUCUCCAUGGUAAUCGAUGCAGGAGCGAGCACCAGGGUUCAGGAUUAUCGCGGUAACACAGUCCUUCACAUUUUGGUUCUGCAGCCCAACAAGACAACUGCAUGCCAGGCCAUUGACCUAAUUUUGGCACGUGACGCAGAGUUGGAUCAGUCUGUGCCGCUAGACAUGGUGCCAAACUACCGAGGCCUCACGCCUUUUAAACUGGCAGCCAAGGAGGGCAACACUGUGGUAUUUCAGCACUUAGUGAACAAAAGGCGUGUGGUCCAGUGGAGUCUGGGCCCUUUGACCUCUAACCUUUAUGACCUGACAGAGAUCGACUCCUGGGCUGACAAACUCUCAGUGCUGGAGCUCAUCGUGGGCAGCCACCAGAGAGAGGCACGGAGGAUACUGGAGGUGACGCCUGUGAGGCAGCUGGUUAGUCUGAAGUGGAACCUCUAUGGAAAACACUACUUUAGGCUGCUGCUGCUGCUCUAUCUCCUGUACAUUGGCACUUUCACACUGUGUUGUUCAUAUCGCCCCCUGAAGGACGCUCCGGAGAACUACACAGACUCAGACAUGGACAAAACUAUCCGAGUCCAGAAGACACUCAAUGAGAGUUACGUGACAUAUGAGGACAACCUGCGGCUGGCAGGAGAGAUCAUCAGUGUGCUGGGUGCCUUUGCCAUCCUGUUGCUUGAGAUCCCUGAUAUACUGAGAGUGGGGGCAAAGCGCUACUUUGGCCAGACAGCUCUUGGAGGCCCCUUCCAUGUCAUCCUUAUCAGCUACGCGUGCUUGGUGGUGCUGCUGUGUGUGUUCAGAGUCAGCGGGCUGCAGGGCGAGGAGGUGCUGAUGGCUGUGUGUUUGGUGCUGGGCUGGAGCAAUGUCAUGUUCUUCGCCAGAGGUUUUCAAAUGCUCGGCCCUUACGUCAUCAUGAUACAGAAGAUUAUAUUUGGUGACCUGACAAAGUUCAUGUGGCUGAGUUUCAUUGUGCUUCUUGGGUUUUCCACCUCCCUGUGGAUGGUGUAUAUGACCCAGGACCCAGAGUCCAUGCCAUCGUAUCGCUCCUUCCCCAUCACCCUCUUCUCCCAGUUUGAGCUCAGUGUAGGCCUCAUAGACCUGCCUGUCGACCACACCAUCGCUACGCCCCCUAUUGUCCAUGUGCUGCACUGUACCUUCUCCGUGGUCUCCUACAUUCUCCUGCUCAAUCUGCUGAUAGCCAUGAUGAGCGACACACACUGGAGGGUGGCCCAGGAGAGAGACGAGCUCUGGAGGACUCAGGUGGUAGCCACAACCCUGAUGCUGGAGAGGAGGCUGCCCCGCUGCCUGUGGCCUCGGCUGGGAGUGUGUGGGGUCAUCUACGGCCUGAGGGAGCGCUGGUAUCUCCGAGUUGAAGACAGAAAUGACCCGAUGGUGCAAAAGAUGCGGCGCUACAUCCAGGCAUUCUCCAAAGACGAGGAAAAUAGGAAAGAAAAGGAGGCAUUUGACAACACUGACACUUUAAAGGGAUCAAUCCAGGGAUCCCCAAAGCUCAGACCGAAACACAGAGGCGGGUUUAACCUCAACAGGAAGUCACUGACGGGCUGGCAGAUGAUUCGACACAGUGCUCUAGGUUUGGACAUAGAGCAGGAAGACCCGGAGGAGGACCAAGACAUCCAAUAUGUCUAGAAGGAGACGCUGCACACUGGAAAUGUCUCAGUACUCUGAUGUGUUUUCUUGCUGAGACAUCCGCUUUAACUUCUGUCACCUUACUACUUAACACUGAACGUGUUCUCAGUAAACAUCCUAUGUUAAUGAGCUCCACUGAAGCACAUGCAAAACGAGAGCACCACCCAACUGACAAUCUCUUUAUGUAGUCAGCCGUGCAAUUAUUCAUGCAGUAUUAUGCUACAGAGAAGAGUGUAUUAUUUUUCUAGCAAUAUAAAAAAAAUAUGUAGCAGUAAUAUAUGCAUA
Molecule: messenger RNA, 2469 nt
Organism: Myripristis murdjan (pinecone soldierfish)
Lineage: Eukaryota; Metazoa; Chordata; Actinopteri; Holocentriformes; Holocentridae
Gene: trpv6
Product: transient receptor potential cation channel, subfamily V, member 6
Exons: 16
Coding region: 1-2184 (727 amino acids)
Biological process (GO): calcium ion import across plasma membrane
Cellular component (GO): plasma membrane
Molecular function (GO): calcium channel activity; protein binding
Source: RefSeq, a predicted model, not a curated record